AUGGAUCUCUACAUUCCUUCUGAUUUAAACAAUUGUGAUGAUGAUUUUUGUGACGAAAUGUUGCCAGUUGAAGAAAAAUUAGAAAGAAGAAUGGAUGAAUUGACAAUUUUAGAUGGUGAUGCAUUUGUCUCAAACACAACAAGCAAUUCUCAAACAACAGGUGCUUGGAUUCGUGCUAAACAUUUGGAAGAAGAAGGUUAUGAUCAAGAAUUGGUUGACCACAGUGAAAAUUUUGUCGAUUUGGUUAUUGUAAUGGAUUGUACUGGAUCAAUGUCUGGUGAAAUUGAAGUUGCCAAACGAACUGUAACUACUAUCAUCUCAACACUUCAUGAAAAGUUUCAAUCUGAUUUGAGAUUUUCAGCUGUCAGUUAUAGAGAUCACACUGAUGAUUAUGCAGUUAAGGAAUUCCCAUUUACAAAGGAUUUGAAUAAGGCAAAGGGUUAUAUCAAUACAAUGUCAGCUCAAGGUGGAGGUGAUCAUCCUGAAGCUUUGGCAUCAGCUCUCUAUGUCAUUAAUGAAAUGCCAUUUAAUAAGAAGGGAAAGAAGAUUGUUGUUUGGGUUGCUGAUGCUCCUCCACAUGGAAUGAAAACAUCAUCUGAUAGCUAUCCAGAAGGAUGUAAGGAUCAACAAGGAAAUGUCAUUGAUUGGAUCAAAUUGGGAUCUGCUCUCCAGGAGAAGAAUGUUGUCUUUUAUGGAAUUUUGUGUGAAAGAGCAAAGGAUGAUCAACAAUUGACCUUGUUUAUGGAUUAUUUGACAACUAAAACUGAUGGUAAAUGUUUACUCUUAACAGAUGCUAAUAAGAUACCAAAUUUGGUGAUUAAUGGUUGUGUGGAAGAUGAAGAUAUGGACAAUCUUGUUGCAAAGAAAAUUAAAGAAUUGGGAGAAGAGAAGGUCAAUAAUUUGGGAAUGGAUGAUUUACUUAAACUCAUUCACAAUGAAACAUCCUCUGAAAAGGUUGCCCAAGUUAAAACCUUUGAAAUUGCCUCAACCAGAACUAAGAAUUUGAUGAAUUAUUCAACCUUAUCUGAUAUGCAAUGUGAUGAUUAUGUUUCAGCUCAGAAUGUCAUGACUAGAAAUGAUGAUUGUGAGGCAGAGAGCGAUUCUUUUGAUGAUUAUGGAGGUGUUUACUACAAAGCACCAACUAUGGAAAAGGUGGCAAAGGCCUAUUCCAGAAAUUUGAGAAAGUAA
This is a messenger RNA of Naegleria gruberi, 1188 nucleotides long. RefSeq names its product vWFA domain-containing protein. Gene Ontology annotation, biological process: peptidyl-threonine phosphorylation. The record is from RefSeq and is a predicted model, not a curated record. Gene Ontology annotation, molecular function: protein serine/threonine kinase activity. NCBI's taxonomy places the organism in Eukaryota, Heterolobosea, Eutetramitea, Acrasida, Naegleriidae. Bases 1 to 1188 code for a protein of 395 amino acids. Gene Ontology annotation, cellular component: cytoplasm. The transcript has a single exon.